AUGAUUUUGAAGCCGGCUGCCGUUUAUCCCGAUCCGUUUUGUGGAGGUCCUCACAAGCUUGUUCUUUGCGAAGUUCUCGAUGCUCAUUCUAAGCCUGCAAAAACGAACCAUCGCAGCGCAUGCAAAGCAGUGAUGGAUAAGGUUAUCCAUACAAAUCCUAUGUUUGGAAUGGAACAGGAAUACCUUCUGUUAGAUCGGGAUGGCUACCCACUUGGAUGGCCGAAACACGGAUAUCCUGCUCCUCAAGGUCCGUACUACUGUGGGAUAGGAGCCGAUAGGAUUUUUGGCCGUGAAGUGGUCAGUACGCAUUAUCGAGCAGCGCUUCACGCAGGUCUCGCAUUGUUCGGUACGAAUGCGGGUGAGUUCUUUUUUGAGUAA
Molecule: messenger RNA, 378 nt
Organism: Cooperia oncophora
Lineage: Eukaryota; Metazoa; Nematoda; Chromadorea; Rhabditida; Trichostrongylidae
Source: the annotation of a GenBank genome assembly